This is a messenger RNA of Serinus canaria (Common canary), 2868 nucleotides long. RefSeq names its product serum response factor (gene SRF). Gene Ontology annotation, molecular function: DNA-binding transcription factor activity, RNA polymerase II-specific; RNA polymerase II cis-regulatory region sequence-specific DNA binding; protein dimerization activity. The transcript is spliced from 7 exons. The record is from RefSeq and is a predicted model, not a curated record. Lineage: Eukaryota; Metazoa; Chordata; Aves; Passeriformes; Fringillidae. The coding region runs from base 107 to 1561 and encodes 484 amino acids. Gene Ontology annotation, biological process: positive regulation of transcription by RNA polymerase II.
GGCGCGGCGGGGGCGGCGGCGGAGCGGGGCCGUGAGCGCGGAGCGCGGCGGGGACAUGGCGGGGCCGGCCUGACCCGGCCCGACCCGACCCGCGCUCGCCGCCGCGAUGUUGCCGAGCCAGGCCGGGGCCGGGAACGGCGCCGCCGCCGCGCUGGCCCGCGGCUCGGGGCUGGGCCGGUCGCCGGUGCCGCGUGGGGCGAACGGCGGCGGGGCGGCGGCGGGGGCGCCCGGGGGCUGCCUGAAGCGGGAGGCGCUGUACAGUGGCAGCGAGGGCGACUCGGAGUCGGCCGAGGAGGAGGAGCUGGGCGGCGAGCGGCGCGGCGUGAAGCGUGGCCUGGCCGAGGCGGCGGCGGCGGCAGCGGCGGCGGGGCCCGCGGCGGGAGCGGCGGCGGCGGCCGCCUACAGCGGCGGCGGGGGCGGCGGGGCCGUGAGCGGCGCCAAGCCCGGGAAGAAGACGCGGGGCCGGGUGAAGAUCAAGAUGGAGUUCAUCGACAACAAGCUGCGGCGCUACACCACCUUCAGCAAGAGGAAGACCGGCAUCAUGAAGAAGGCCUAUGAGCUCUCAACGCUGACUGGCACUCAAGUCCUGCUGCUGGUGGCCAGCGAGACAGGCCAUGUGUACACGUUUGCCACACGGAAGCUGCAGCCCAUGAUCACCAGCGAGACGGGGAAGGCAUUGAUCCAGACAUGCCUCAAUUCCCCGGACUCGCCGCCACGCUCGGACCCCACCACUGACCAGCGCAUGAGUGCCACUGGCUUUGAGGAGACGGACCUCACCUACCAGGUGUCCGAGUCGGACAGCAGCGGGGAGACCAAGGACGCCCUGAAACCUGCGUUCACUGUCACCAACCUGCCGGGAACAACGUCCAUCCAGACAGCCCCGACCACCUCGACCUCCAUGCAGGUCAGCAGUGGCCCGUCAUUCCCCAUCACUAAUUACCUGGCGCCAGUGUCUGCCAGCAUCAGCCCCAAUGCCGUCACCAGUGCCAACGGGACAGUGCUGAAGACUACUGGAGCCAGUGCAGUGACGUCUGGGGGCCUCAUGCCGAUACCCACUGGCUUCACCCUCAUGUCAGGUGGUACCAUGGCUCAGCAGGUUCCAGUCCAGGCAAUCCAGGUGCACCAGGCACCGCAGCAAACGUCUCCCUCUAGUGACAGCAGCACUGACCUUACCCAGACCUCUUCCAGCGGAACAGUGACCCUCCCAGCGACCAUCAUGACGUCGUCUGUGCCAACCACCGUGGGCGGCCACAUGAUGUACCCCAGCCCGCACGCGGUGAUGUACGCGCCCACCUCCGGCCUGGCCGACGGCGGGCUCGCGGUGCUCAACGCUUUCCCGCAGGCGCCCUCAGCGAUGCAGGUGUCCCACGGCCAGGUCCAGGAUCAGGGUGGCGUCCCCCAAGUGUUCCUGACAGCCCCAUCAGGCACGGUUCAGAUCCCAGUCUCAGCUGUCCAGCUUCACCAGAUGGCUGUCAUCGGGCAGCAGAGCAGCAGUGGCAGCAGCCUGACGGAGCUGCAGGUGGUCAACUUGGACACCUCACACAGCGUCAAGAGUGACUGAGAGGCCUCUGCUGCCGGCCUUCUGUUUCUGGCUUGUCAUGCCAGUGUCGGGGCUGGCAGCAACUCCUUCUCGUACAGACUGCACCAGUUAUUUAUUGUUGCCUUUUCACGUUUCCUUCAUCCACACAUGCACACACACACACGCACUCACCCACCCCCACACACACAGGCAUGCGCGUGGGGCUGCAGGACCCACCCCGGGUGGAGCCGUGCUGGGGCCGUGCAGGGCUUGGGGCAUUUGGAUGCUGCAAUAGCUGUGCUUGUCUCACGCCAGCCAAAGAAAUUUGUCUUUUGAGGGGAGGAUUGCUCUGCACUGUAAAUAAAUACUGCAGGCCAUUCCCAGCUGGAGGCUCUGGCUUCUUCUGGGUGCUCUGAGUCACCUUGCCCAUGAGUAUUUACUCUGCGUGGGGCUCAGCUUAGACCCGGAGCCGUCGUGCAGGUGCAGCUUGGAGCAGAGUGGGUUGUGGCUGUGCUGCUGGCCUCAGCAAUGUGCCUUUGUGGGGGUGACAGGUCCUGGCCGCAGCAACUCACCCUAGGCUCUGGACAGGAGAGAAGGGCCAGCUUGCAUGUGCAUCUCUGGGCCUGCAUGCCCUCUCCCCGGAGGGCAGGGCGCAGCCGGGUGGCAUAUGGCCCUGUCCUCCUUGUAUGCACUACAGUGAGCCCUCUGCCCUCAGUGCCUCCUCGCUGGGCUGCCUGGCAGAUUUUCAGCCUGACUGGCCCUGCCCCGAUGGCUGCCCUUGCACAGGUGAGGUGGUGAGAUAGAUGCCCAGGAACACAAAGAUGCCCUGGAGAGCUCCUCAGGGGCCCUGUGCUCUGCUCAGCCCCACACUCUCAGCCCUCACACUGCUUCUGGACUCCAUACACCCAGGGGAACGUGGCUGGGUCUGUCCUUCAUCCCCCUGCAGCUCCAGCCAGCGCUUUCUAAAUUUCUGUGUCUGAUGCAAGGUGGAGAAACAACUCAAAUGUCAAAGGGAAGAGCCCGUGGGGCACUGAGCUGCUGGGCAGGUGGCAGGCUCUUCUUCUGAGCACCAGGGUGACCUGAAGGCCAUCCUGGGCUGUGGGGGAGCAGUGACGCCUGUACAGGCUCAGCAAGGCUGGAGGGAGAAGGGCUGGGGCAUGCUUGGUCCUGCAUGGGAAUUGCUGUGAAUGGCUCUGCUACCUAGCCCUGUCCCUGGAGGGAGAGUGAGCAAGUGAGAGAAGCUGCUGAAUCCUUAGGGGAAGAAGCAGCUACUGUAACUUUUUUUUUUUUUUAAGUUAAAGACAAAAGAAGCCUUGGAGAGAAAAAAAAAAAGAAAAAAAAGAAAAUUA